Messenger RNA from Polyodon spathula (Mississippi paddlefish), 2575 nucleotides. RefSeq names its product zinc finger and BTB domain containing 43 (gene zbtb43). Gene Ontology annotation, molecular function: DNA-binding transcription factor activity, RNA polymerase II-specific; RNA polymerase II cis-regulatory region sequence-specific DNA binding; protein binding. The transcript is spliced from 3 exons. The record is from RefSeq and is a predicted model, not a curated record. NCBI's taxonomy places the organism in Eukaryota, Metazoa, Chordata, Actinopteri, Acipenseriformes, Polyodontidae. Gene Ontology annotation, biological process: regulation of transcription by RNA polymerase II. The coding region runs from base 257 to 1642 and encodes 461 amino acids.
AGGAGGAGGAGAGAGAGGGAGAGGGAGAGGGAGAGAGAGGGGCUGGCUGUGGGGGGACUCGCUGAACCGGGGCAGAAAUGACAGCACAGGCCUCGCAUUGCACCCGGAGUAGUGUGAGAUGUCUUACUGUGAAAAUGUACAGGCACAGCCCUACUGAAACAGGACGAGCGAGUGUGCAUUAAUCUGCACCCUAAUUAAUGAGUUACAGCGACUCGUCAGAGGACAGCCCGCUCGGCAGGGAUAGAUCUCAGUAGCCAUGGAACCUGAGGCAAACUGUUACCGUGUGGAAUUCCCUGACUUCUCCUGUUCCGUUCUGCAGAAGCUCAACCAGCAGCGACAGCUGGGUCAGCUUUGUGACAUCACAGUGGUGAUACAGGGCCACCGUUUCAGAGCUCACAAGGCUGUCCUGGCUGCCAGCUCUCCUUACUUCUGCGACCAGGUGCUUCUGAAGAACAGCAUGCGGGUCGUUCUGCCGGACAUCAUGCACCCCGAUGUGUUCCAAAGCAUCCUCCAGUCCUGCUACACAGGGAAGCUGCUGCUGCCAGCUUCGGAAAUCGUGGGCUUCUUGACGGCAGCGAGCUUCCUCCAGAUGUGGCACGUGGUGGACAAGUGCACGGAGCUCCUGGAAGGGAACCCAGCGGCCCUCUGCCACAAAUCGUGCCACAGCAGCGACCACCGGUCUCCGAGCAGCAGCACCAGCGAGGGAUUUGACCCGGCCCCAGGGGUGCCAGCAGAACAGUGCAAAACCCCUGCAGCACGGUCUAGAGACGGGGAUCAUCAUAAAGAGGACAGCUUCUCGCCCCAGAUGAACGAGCGGGACCAUCCCCAGAGCAUCUCUCCUGCAGAGCAGGACCGGUUCAGCACAGAGAUGGGCAGUCAGGAUGGGGAGGAUGGGGCGAGCGCUGGGGCGGACUACCAGCACUCCAGGCCGCUCUAUAUCCAGCCCAGCAUCAUGUAUCACAAGCGGUGGAUCCAGGUGAAGGCAGAACAGUUCGCGCCAGAGGACUGCGACGCCUUGGCAGCUACGCCCAUGACCGAAGAACCUCAAGCGUUGGACUCCGAGCUCACGAAUCAAACCGAAUACCAGCCCUCAAACACUGGCAGCUGUAAUAUCGAAGCUGGCGAGGCAGCGGAAAACUUUGACAAGAGCCAGGAGGGCCGACAAGCCUACGAUGAGCAGCUGGACUUCUAUGGGGCAUCCAUGGAGGAGUUUUCCAAUGACAGGGUUGAGGGAGCCCUCGGCAGUCCCGAAGAGGACUCCCUGAAGGUGCAAGGGAGUGAGGAAAGCACGGAACUGCCCUCCGGCAUCCAGGAGGAGACCUCUCAUUCCGGCUUCACGGCAGUGGUUUAUAAGCUGUACCCCUGCCAGUGUGGCAAAAGCUUCACGCACAAAAGCCAGCGGGACAGGCACAUGAGCAUGCACUUGGGGCUCCGGCCUUACGGCUGCGCAGUCUGUGGGAAGAAGUUUAAAAUGAAACACCACCUUGUGGGUCACAUGAAAAUACACACAGGGAUCAAACCCUAUGAGUGCCACAUCUGUGGGAAGAGGUUCAUGUGGAGAGACAGUUUUCACCGGCAUGUGUCGUCCUGCACCAAGGCUUACCAGGCAAAGAAAGCAGAGCAGACAGCAGACAUCUGCUGACAGAGAGCAAGGGGACUGGGGUCCAAGCGCACUUAGAAAUACGUAAAGGCAGCACAGACAGGGAAUGGAGAACAAAUGUGUGUUUUAUUUGUUUUUAAGUGAUGUUUAAAUUGCAUUGUAUGCAUUUUUGGGAAAGAAGGAAUUUAAAGUCAUGGAAUUCUUUUAAAGUGGCAAUCAAUUAAAACCUUUUUUUUUUUUUUUUACUUGCACUGUAACUUGUACUGGGGCAAAAUGACAAAUCUCAUUAAUAGGGCUUCUGCUUCCCUGCAUUCCCUGGGUAUUGGUGACAGUAAGGGUUCCUAUACAUAUGUUACAUACAAACUCCUUCUUCCAGUUGGGAGGUUGGGAAUGAGUCUGCUCAUGUUCCGUAUUAAAUAGGGCUGCAACAAAGGGUACAUUUUGACCUUUGAAGGUUGGGAACUCAUUACCGAAGGCACGUUCAAACUUUCUAUGGUACUAAUUUGCAUAAUUUACUGGUGAUGUCACCGUAGCUACUAGUUUAUGAUUGAUUGAACAUCCUAUUAUUUUACAGGUAAGCCACAUAAAUGGAAUGAAUCAUUCACAUGUAGUAUACGUUAUAUGGAUGUCUUUAUAUUUUAAAUAAAAAUACACAUUGCUGCUGGUUGGGAUAUAUACAGUAAGCUUGCAUUGAGCAGCAACAACUGCAGUGAACUUACGCAAAACAAAGCUUUAUUUAUUUUACUACUAAAAAUAAUUUAACGGAAAAAAAAAAUCCCCAACAGCAGAGGGGUUUCGAGACAUUUCUUUCAGUACAGCUUCCAUAUACACACCUCGUUGCUGUCGAGAUGGCGAAUGAAAGGUUUGCUUCUGGAUAACACGAGGGCAGGGGCGGACGACUGUCAGUUUUCAAAAUUAAAAUUAGUAGUGUUAGUGUAUAUUUUAUAUGUUUCAAACAUAUUCUACCAUAGCACU